Molecule: messenger RNA, 2559 nt
Organism: Pygocentrus nattereri (red-bellied piranha)
Lineage: Eukaryota; Metazoa; Chordata; Actinopteri; Characiformes; Serrasalmidae
Product: extracellular calcium-sensing receptor-like
Exons: 6
Coding region: 1-2559 (852 amino acids)
Biological process (GO): G protein-coupled receptor signaling pathway
Cellular component (GO): membrane
Molecular function (GO): G protein-coupled receptor activity
Source: RefSeq, a predicted model, not a curated record
AUGGAGUCUAUCUUUGCUCUUUUGCAUGUGGUGAUGGCCAUCAUCAAUUUUUCCAGCACAAAUGGCACUUUGUGUAGUCUGCGAGGAGAGCCUGUAUACCCACAACUAUCAAAGGAAGGCGAUAUCAUUUUUGGGGGGAUUUUUCCCUUCCACAGCAGAUGGGAGAUCACAGACUUGUCCUAUAUGAUAAAGCCACCUUCUGUCAAAUGUCUGAGUCUUGAUUUCAGAGCGUUCCAGUUUUCACAGUCCUUGAUCUAUGCUAUAGAGGAGAUCAACAACAGUUCUUCUUUACUGCCUGGUGUCUCGCUGGGCUACAAGAUCUAUGACACAUGCAGCUCCACAGCGAUGGGGGUCAGAAUGGCUAUGGCACUUAUUAAUGGAAAUGAGGACUCAAUCUUGAAUGAGCCCUGCACAAAGCCAGCACAGGUGCAAGGCAUAAUCGGCGAGACAUACUCAUCAGUGUCGAUGGCUAUCGCAAUGAGUAUCGGACCUUUCAGCAUUCCUGUAAUCAGUCACUAUGCCACCUGUGAGUGUCUCAGUGAUAAAAGGAAAUAUCCCUCAUUUCUCCGCACUGUUCCCAGUGAUUACUACCAGAGCCGAGCACUGGCAGAGAUUGUCAAGCACUUUGGCUGGACGUGGGUGGGGGCAAUCAGAAGAGAUGAUGAUUAUGGUAACAGUGGGAUGGCUGCAUUUACUGAAGCUGCAGAGCAGCUGGGCAUUUGCUUAGAAUAUUCCCUUCCAUUCUUUAGAACCUACUCACAAGAAAAAGUGCUGAGAAUGAUUCAACAAAUUAAAAGCUCUACUUCUCGAGUAAUAGUGGGGUUUCUUGACACGUGGGACUUGGAGAUUCUGGUGCAUGUCUUUUUUGAACACAAUGUCACUGGAUACCAGUGGGUGGGAACGGAGGCCUGGAUCUUUGAUCCAGAACUGGCUGCAUUGGAUAAGUACAACGUACUGCAAGGAGCCAUAGGGCUUGCUAUCCCCAAAACAACAGUGACGGGUCUGAAGGACUUUAUUCUGAAUAUACAUCCACUGAAAUCUGCAGGCAGUGCCAUUUUUACUGAAUUCUGGGAGGCUCUGUUCAAGUGUAAAUAUGCACUACAGAAUGACACUGAGAACUUACCAGUGUGCACAGGCAAAGAGAAACUGUCUGAUGUGGAAAACACAUUCACAGACAUGUCACUGAUGCCCAUUUUCAGCAACGUGUAUAAAGCAGUUUAUGCUGUUGCCCAUACUCUACACAAUCUUCUUGACUGCACACAGACAUGUGCAACAAAAAAGCAGCCUGAUCCUCCCACUUUUCUAGAACACAUGAAAAUGGUGCGUUUCAAAAUCAAAGAUGGCGAAGAGGUUUAUUUUGAUAAAAAUGGUGACCCUGCUGCAAAAUAUGAGAUAAUAAACUGGCAGACGAGUAAAGAACACCAGCAUGAAUUUGUCACUGUUGGACUUUACGACUCCUCUUUCUCUGCUCACAAUCGAUUAGCAGUAAACAUGGUCUCUAUUGUGUGGGCACAAAAUAGCAAUCAGGUGCCGGUGUCUGUGUGCAGUGAGAGCUGCCCUCCAGGCACCAGGAAGGCUGUGCAGAAAGGAAAGCCUAUCUGCUGCUUUGACUGUAUACCAUGUGCUGAAGGAGAGAUCAGUAAUAUGACAGAUUCAAUUAAAUGUGAACAAUGUUAUGAAGACUUCUGGUCAAAUCCACACAGGGAUGAAUGCAUAAAGAAGGAAAUUGAAUUCUUGUCAUAUGAGGAAACUAUGGGUAUUUUGUUAACAGCUGUUUCUAUUACUGGUGCUUUCAUGACAAUAAUAAUAGGAAUCAUAUUCUUUAGAUAUAAAAAUACCCCGAUAGUCAGAGCCAACAACUCAGAGCUGAGCUUCCUGUUGCUCUUCUCUCUGGCUCUGUGUUUUCUUUGUUCACUUACUUUCAUUGGUCGGCCCUCUGAGUGGUCUUGUGUAUUACGUCACACAGUGUUUGGGAUCACCUUCGUCCUCUGCAUCUCCUGUGUUCUGGGGAAAACAAUAGUGGUGUUAAUGGCCUUCAGAGCUACACUUCCAGGCAGUAAUGUCAUGAAAUGGUUUGGGCCUCCACAGCAGAGACUCAGUGUUCUUGCUUUCACUCUCAUACAGGUCCUUAUUUGUGCUCUUUGGUUAACAACAUCUCCUCCUUUCCCCUUCAAAAAUCUAAAGCGUUACAAAGAAAAGAUCAUUCUAGAAUGUCAGUUAGGUUCAGCAGUAGGUUUCUGGGCUGUGCUGGGUUAUAUAGGGCUAUUGGCUCUACUGUGUUUUGUUUUAGCUUUUUUGGCUCGAAAGCUGCCUGAUAACUUUAAUGAAGCCAAGUUCAUCACAUUCAGCAUGCUCAUAUUCUGUGCAGUUUGGAUCACUUUCAUCCCAGCUUAUGUCAGCUCUCCUGGAAAGUUCACUGUAGCUGUGGAGAUAUUUGCCAUUUUGGCUUCAAGUUUUGGUUUGCUGUUCUGUAUCUUUCUCCCAAAGUGUUACAUAAUCAUAAUGAAACCAGAAAAGAACACGAAAAAACAAAUUAUGGGUAAAUUACCAGUCAAUUGA